This is a messenger RNA of Plenodomus lingam JN3, 903 nucleotides long. Lineage: Eukaryota; Fungi; Ascomycota; Dothideomycetes; Pleosporales; Leptosphaeriaceae. The record is from RefSeq and is a predicted model, not a curated record.
AUGUACCGGCAACUUAGCCUCCUCAAGAAAGGGGACAGUGUCGACGUCAACCGUGGUCAUAGCAAUUGGCGAGAUCGAUCGUGCAUCGAUAAGUUCUCGUCGUAUCCUGGUCAGCAAGGGCUGUUCAGCGUCGCAACCCAGAUUCUUCCUAAUAACGUUAACCUGUCAAAGCCGACCCUAUGGCACUCUGAUCUGCAUAGUGACAAUAUCUUCGUUGACCCUUCUAAGCCGACAGGAAUCCUUAAUAUCAUCGACUGGCAAGCAGUCAAUGUUUCCCCGCUCUUCCUCCAAGCACGCCAUCCUUCGCUCAUCGAGUUUGAAGGGCCAAUACCAGAAGGCUUUGAGCCUAUAACACUGCCCGAUGAUUUUGAUGAUAUGAGCGAGGAGGCACAACACCAAGCCAAGAAUCUCCGGGCUGCUCAGUCUCUCUAUAAGCUCUAUGAAAUCCUCAUGCUCCAGCAAUGUCCGGAGAUUGCUCAUGCGCUGCACUUUCGAGACACUCUGCCUGGUCCAAUUACUGGAUUGGCAAGCUCAAUCUUCAGCGAUGGAGAGCCAAUCCUACAGGGAAUGCUCAUUCGACUUCAGGACGAGUGGGCCACAUGUGUUAGGUCUUCCAUACCGUGCCCCCUUUUCUUCACUCCCGAGGAUAGGACGCAGCAGCAACGUCUCGAGGCGAGUUGGAGCGAAGGUGUCGAGCUAAUGCAUGAGAUUUUGACCGAGAUCGGCACAUAUCAGGGAUGGGAUGGUUGGGUCAAUCAUGAUAACUACCCCGUGUCUAAGGAGCGGUUGGCCCGAUGUCGCGAGAACUUUCUCGAUCGCUACGCGAAAACCGAAGAGGAGAGAAGUCAAUGGAUCCAAGCCUGGCCGUUUGAAGACAAAACACAUCCACCAACUUCUCUAUAA